AUGGGGGCUAGACAUGAUAUUCACAACGGCCGUGUCACCAGGUUCUGGGUAGAUUGGUGGCAUGAGAAGGGGCCUCUCAAGGAUCAGUUCCCGGGCCUCUUUGCCAUUGCGGCGGAACCCUUAGCCACGGUUGCGGCGCUCUUCAGGGAGAAUCAAUGUAGGCUCGCGUUCCGUCGAGUUCUUUGCUUUGGGGAGCGAGUGGACUUGGCCAACAUCUCCCGACUGGUGGAGACCGUCCGCCUGUCGGAGACGCAAGAUCGGAUUUCGUGGUCCUUGGAGCCAAAUGGGAAGUUCUCUGUGCGGUCCUUGUACAAGAGCUUAUGCCAGGGCAUUCCCCACAAACACUAUGGGAUAGUGUGGGAGAUCAAGGCGCCACUCAAAGUAUGGAAGCCUCUGGCUAGGAGAGGAGACCGUCAAGCAGUGGAGCUGGUGAUUGGCAGAAUUCGAGCUCUACAUGCUUCUAUCAGAGAUAGUGCCUAG
Lolium perenne is the source of this 480-nucleotide messenger RNA. NCBI's taxonomy places the organism in Eukaryota, Viridiplantae, Streptophyta, Magnoliopsida, Poales, Poaceae. The record is from RefSeq and is a predicted model, not a curated record.